CAUGGGAGAAUCCUUCAAUGCAUCCAUGUGUCGAUUCCACGCGUCCCGUUUCUUAGUUCGGCGACCAACACCGCGCAAUCAGGCAUCACCCCAAGCCAGUCAUGCAGGCAGAAGGCAGGCAGGCAGGCGAAAUGACCCACACUAUGAUGAUGAAGGCCGACAAAUAGCUACAAAGCGGUUCCUCGCUUGACUGACUGACCCAAACAGCAAACAACCGUUUGGGUUUUUUUGUGGUGAGAAAUACCACCCACACGAACACACCGAGACAGCAGCCAGCCAUCGCCGACUGUGUGCACGGCUUGUGCACAUCUAAUCAGACCAGAGCUGGCACGCCCAUUGCAGCACCAUGUGUGUCAACACUCACACCAACACACACACCAACACACACACACAUGAAGAGUAGUGCGAAGAAAAAGGUCAUGGGUCGCACAACCACGCCGCAGCAGAUGAAAUCACCAGAAACUCUCUCUACGCAUAGCCGGCCAAUAGCACAGCAAAGAACGUCAGACGGGAAGGGCAAGCUACGCACGUACAUAUCUGCACAUGUCAUCCAUCAUUCAGUGGGCCAUCUUUCUCUCUCUCCCUCUCUCUGUGUCAGCCGCUCCAACACCUGUUUAACACGCCACACAGUACAGUCAAACCGCAAGCAAUGCACUCACUGCACGUCAACAUUCACCCCAGAACAGCCCACCCAUGAUCAAUCACCGCCCGGUCCAGUCAGAGCGAACGCCGGCACUCAAUCGCCGGCACCAGAGCCACUGUUGACCGGGGCGGCAGCACCGUAAGGCGGGACAUAUGGUGGCGGCUGUGGGCGUGGCCGGGGUGGCGGCGGGGGCCGCGGCUGCGGCGGUGGCUGUGGUGGCCUGCCAGUGUACACACGAUUGCGGCAGCAGGGGACCACCGGGCCCAGCCAUCCGCACAAGUACUGGGGACAGGAGCGCUGCAGCUCACGCCUCUCUCCUCCAGUCGCAUCAUCGGCAGCUGCACACAGCCAAGCCAGCCAGCACACACGCAGACACGUAAUAAAUGCAGUCACUGCGAGAGGACCACUCUGCUUCCCUCGCUCACCCUCACCGUCCGUGUCGAUGGCCUCCGUCGACAAAUUCACAGGCCCGCGGAGCGCCUGAAGAAACACACAGGGGACCCAGUGGGCGAUGAGUCAGGCCUUCAGUCGACUGGCCCUUUUCUCCUCCCUACCAUCGCAUUAGUGGCGGCAGCAGCUGGCGCCAUGGCCGCAUUGGUGCACAUGGCGCACACAACAGCAGCAACAAGCAGGAGGGCGCCAGUCAGAGGCAGCAGGACCUUCAUUGACAGACCUCGUCUCGCUUUGGCUGGGGAGAGAGAGAGGGAGCAAAGGGGCUGGUGCCGGAACAGAUCUGACGCGCAGAGGUAAGAUCUCGACCUCUACUCCGUCUUCGCGGUGCGUUCGGGAUGGCCUCUCUCUCUCUGCGGCCACAAACUCACGUUCGUGUGAGGCCAUGAGGCCCUCCGUGUGUUGCCUGGUGCUCCUGGGAUGUCAUUCCGCUCUUUUGGCCGCAGAC
Messenger RNA from Vitrella brassicaformis, 1541 nucleotides. The record is from the annotation of a GenBank genome assembly. Lineage: Eukaryota; Vitrellaceae.